AUGUCUAAUUCAAAAACAUUCGUGGGCGUGCGUAACCUGAGCGUGCUGGAGCGAGUGUUGGAAGCGGAGACGGUGUAUCUGGAGCUGGUGCAGGAGGAGCCUUCGGGGGAGACUGUGCUGGCUGUGUUCGAGUCCUCCGUCAGGGACCUCCUCUUCCCCAAGCCAGCAGAAAGGUUGUCCUACUCCGGCGUGGAUCUCGACCUACUCAUGGAACCGACGCGAGACUUUCCUGUAGGUGGUGUUGCUUCGGCCACGCCCACAACAAGAACACGAAGGCGGUGUUCCGUGCCAAUUCCCCCUGACGAAGGGAGGAAAGGAGAAGGGGCGGGAGGAGCCACAGGGGCGUCCAGCCCAGAGGAGGAGAGUGCUCCCGCCCACAGGAGUCCCCGGAGAGGGGAGACAAGUGUGCGGACCGUUGGCGGCGGCGGUGGUGGCGGUGGAGGCAGUGGCGGUAGUGGCGGCGGUGGUGGUGGUGGUGGUGGUGGUGGUGGAAGAGAUGAUGGACACAAACCUCGCUUCGUGUAUCGAAAACCUGACGAUGACCUGCUGUCCCGCCUGCCACCCUCUUCCCCCUCCCGCAACACCAGGUACCUGGGCAUCCCUAGUCGCUACCUGUCUCGCAGCGCCGGGAACCUAUCAGACCUGCCUCGCACCGCCAUCACCAGCAGGUACGGCAGCCAGAGGAGUGGGCGUGGUCUAGCGAGGGCGGCGAGCGAGGCAGACGGCGGGCGCAGGGGCGUGGGCACCGGUGAAGAGGGCAGCCUGUACAUCCACCCGAGGAGACGCGGCCGCGAGGACUUGGGUCACCGCGCCCAUGUCACCGUGCUUGAACCGGAGCGUUGUCCCCACUGUGACGAGGAGCACGGGGCCGAGUCUUGCACAACCUGCCGCACUUACCACCGCUACUUUCCACGCCCCUCCUACCGUCGCCCGCGCGCCCACUCCCACGCAUACCACACCAACCGCCCGCACUCCGCGCUCAAGGUGCUUCGCCAGCCCGCUGCCAGGGAGAUGAGGCCGAGGAAACGCUAUCUGGCGGAGAUUGAGGGCACGUUGCAAGGUGAGGGAGACAAUCAGAACUCCAGAAGGGCGCGGUCAUUGUCCCCGCAGCGCCGCCCUACCUCGGCCCCGAUGCAUCGCCGGGACACAAGCCCUCCGCGAAGUCCGCCACGAGGCCGCCCAAAUAGAGAAGCUGAGGAGGAGCUGUCCGACGAGGAAGAAGAAGUCGAAUCCAGGUCCCCGUCGAGAUCUCCAUCACCCCCCGCCAGUCACGCCUCCGCCCCUGCAGCCAUGACCCGUCCCCGUCCCAGGCCAUACAGGCGACCCUUGACCCCCAAUGCGUCCCGCCACCACUACUACGACUCCGACGAGGACUCCGCCGAUGACCUGUAUGUUCCCCCAAGGUACCACCGCCACCACUACUACUACCCGUGGGAGGACUGUCCACUGUGUUACUCCCCCCACCUGCCCCGCUAUCCACGCCUCUCCCGCUGUGGCCUGUGUCACCUGGGAGACCGGUGGUGGUGCUCUCUGUGCUCCAACUCCUGUGGCUGUCUUUGCACUUACCCCCUUAGAUGUCGUCCAUCCUCCUUCCGCCAUUCCAUUCAGCCCUACGUCAAGUCUUACCUGAGGCGGCUGAGAGAGCUGGAUGCUGACAUGGCAAAGCCCCUCAGCCCAAGACCCAAGUCUGCAAAACCACUAACAAAUGGUGCAGCCAAAGGUCAGGACACAACUAGUGAGGACUCUGAACUCUUUGACACCUCCCAAGUUGAGGACAUCCAGGAAGGGAUGGACAGCAAGACUCCCAUGACAAAAAGAGAGAAUUGGCUCAAAGGGAAGAAACAGGCCAAGGGUGGAAGUAUGGAGACCAAUGGAACUAAUGCCAUUUCUCUUGGUUCUGGCACUGGUAGCCAGGAUAAAGAUGGCAAGAACAAUGCUAACUCGAGCUGAUAAUUUGUUCAUCCUGACUAGCUACAUAAUUUUUUUUCAUCUAAGGUAAGUGGGUGUCCUUGGUAGCAGUGCUGAUGCUGUUGAUGGUUCUUGGACAUUACUAUGUUCAACCAGAAAUCUUCACUUUUUUGGCAUGCUUCUUAAAGUUUGUGUAUUGUAUUGUUAUACUUUUUUCACUACACUCACACAUGUGUAUGUAUGGUGAUAGUGCAAUAUAUUGUAGAUUUUUUAUCUUGUUCUAUAGGAUUUAUAAGAAUAAGAUGUUUAUAGUUUGAUAUUUAUAGGAGUAAGAUGUUUAUAGUUUUAGAGGAGCAAGAUGUUUAUUGUUUGGAUCAUAAGAAGAGUACUUAAUUCAUAUUCUGAAAAGUGAAAUAUACAGUUUUAACAAGUAAAAACUACUAAAUUAUGUAAUACCAAGGUCCAGCUCUGAAAAAAAUUCAAGAUCAUAAAUUUGCUUCUUACAUUUUUUCCUGCAAUGAAUGCUAUAAUAGAAAUCCAUAGACAUAGGGGAGAAUGAACAAGAAACCAAAGUCAUAUUUUCAGUGUGAAUUAAACCUGUCUUUUUUGUGUACAGUAUGUGGACAUGAUACAGUCCCUAACCACCUAAGUGCUGAAACUAACCUGCAUACAUCUCCCAAGUCAAGACCACCAACUGCUCAUGUGCCACUUCCAUGUUUGUCUUCAUCCCACCCAAGUGAGGAAGUUCACCACACUUUAUCACUAACUAUUAAACUGAAUGGUUCUAGUCUGCAGUGGUGUAACUCUGGUAGUGUUUUCUUACAGGGCUUUCUGGAUUAUGAAGUUACUUUGAGGCAUGCAUCAAGAGUGUCCAAUUUGAACAGGAUCUCUGGGGAUACAGAUAGUUCUUGAACUACCAUUAAUCUUUCUUAAAUUAUUUAAUUUACCUUGGAGGAACCAUCCAGUAGUUUUAAAAUCCAGAAAUGUCACAUUUUUUAGGACAGAGUUUUUACUUUUAUAUAUAAUUUAUCAUGUUAUAUUGUUGGUUAUUAUCAAAAUUUAGAUUUUAUAUGUAAGAUAUAUUGAAAUUCUAGAAUUUGAAAUUUUCCUGCAUAGAAGCAAAGUAAUUUAUCUUGUAUAAUAUUAAGAUUAUUGACCACUGAGGAGAGAGCCUUGUUCUGUUUCUGUCCUGUCCCCCACACACAGUUUAUUACUGCUACAGCAAUAGUUUGUAGAUCAACUGAUACCCUCAUUAUAGACCAACUUGUCUCUUAGUAUCUGUUCUCAUGUAUUGUAACUUCUAGACUCUUCUUGUACUAUAUGCAAUAGAUAAUAGUGUACUGGUUACCUGCUUAGCAUAAAAAUACUGUUCUUG
Molecule: messenger RNA, 3283 nt
Organism: Scylla paramamosain (green mud crab)
Lineage: Eukaryota; Metazoa; Arthropoda; Malacostraca; Decapoda; Portunidae
Exons: 12
Coding region: 1-1950 (649 amino acids)
Biological process (GO): spermatogenesis
Molecular function (GO): myosin light chain binding
Source: RefSeq, a predicted model, not a curated record